UGUUAUUGAAAUGGGGAUGCCCCGGUUCGUAAAGAAUUUAGAUUUUGAAAAAAAACGUUAAGAUAACUAAAAAAAUACAAAUUACAGCAGGUAUAUGAUGAUUUCAACCCAAUAUGGAGUCACCACAUAAAGAAACAUGCCCGUCACCUCAAGAUAUCGCAAAAAGUGCAAAAACCGCAUGUUCAAAUAAACAAUUUGAGCUAGCGGAUCAGUUAUACACCGAAGCGAUAAGUCAUCAACCAAAUAAUGCAAUCUUAUAUUGCAAUCGUUCUGUUGUGAAAAUCCACCUUAAGAAAUAUGAAGACGCGCUACAAGAUGCAAAUACUUCAAUUAGGUUAAACCGUAUGCAUGCAAAGGGUUACUUUCACGGAGGUGUGGCUCUCAAACAUCUUGGUCAUACUUACUCAGCUCUUGUGAUGUACAGCAAUGGGAUGGUGCUGGAUUCAAAGAAUCGAAAAUUUCUCAAAGAAAUAAUUGAGACUUCAAUGUUACCACCUCUUAAUUCUUAUCUUUCACCUGUGAUGACUCAAUUAAAAGAAAUGAAUUUAAACCACAAUCCAUUUGUGAUAAUAUCAGUGGUUGGACAAGCUUUGUUGGCUCAAAAAGAAACACAGAGAGCAGUAGAAGUAUUGGAAUGUGCUGUAGCAGUUGGAACUUGUAGUUUGAAACUGAAAGGUUCUGUUUAUUCUACGUUAAGUAAUGCUUUGUGGACGCUUGGCCACUUCAGCAGGGCCAUACAUUACAUGACUGAGGAUUUAAAGGUGGCUGAGUUAUUAAUGGAUGCACAUGGAGAAUGCAGGUCAUUGGAAAAUCUUGGCUUUGCGUUUUAUACACAACGUCGAUAUCAAGAAGCAUUUGAAGUUUACACAAAACAACUUGGAAUUGCAAAGAUUUUAAAAAACAAAAUACAAAUCUUAUCAGCUUGCAACGGUCUUGAGAGAAUAUAUGCUGGACUGAGCAGCCAGGGACCUAAUUCGCCCAAAUCAAGCCACACCAAUGUCUCAUUGCCACUGAGGAAAAGUGAUAAUGGUUUCUUAUUUAAUGAAGUACCUGAAGAAAAUAAUGAGCAAGACACUUUAUCGUUGGCGCAGUAUCAAGAAAAACUUGAAAUUUUGUUAAAAUCACCUGGUGCUGAUAAGUAUGAAGAGGCACAGCUGUAUUGUGAUAUUGCAAGAGCUUAUAAAAAUGUUAAAAGGUAUGAUAAACAAAUUGAAAGUUUGAAAAAAUCCGCAAUAAUAAGCAGGGAGUUGUUUGAUGUCAACUCUGAAUCAAGGACACUCAUGUGUUUGGCUCAUGCAGCAAAAUGUGCAGAUGACACUUCAGUUUCCAAGGAAGCAUAUGAAAGAAUGCUUGAGAUAUCACAUGAAACAAAAGAUAUUUUACUUCAAGGAUUCGCAUCCAGUCAUCUAGGUGUCUUGCAUCACCAGUUGGAAAACUAUGAAGUUGCCAUCAAAUACCACCACAAGUAUUUACAAAUUGCAACCAAUGUACAAGAUAUCUCUAGCCAAGGUCACGCCCAUGGAAACUUAGGAAACUCUUAUAAUGCUCUAGGCUUCUAUGAGAAGGCAGCCCACCACCAACUAAAGCAUGUUGAAAUAUCACACAAAAUACUUGAUGAACAAGUUGAAUGUUCAGCUCAUGGUAAUUUGGCUGUGGCAUAUCAAGCUUUAAAACAAACUGAUAAAGCAUUAGAGCAUUUCAGGCUCCAACUAGAGUUAUCAAGGCGAAUCAAGAGUUGUGUGAACGAAUCUGUUGCUCUGAUGAAUCUUGCCAACUGUUUCUGCACAACUGCUAUGUUUAGUGAGGCUGUGGAAAUGUACAAAGGUUAUCUACAACUGUCAGUACGCGUACCUGAUAAACAUGGGGAAGGUAGGGCACUUUAUAACCUCGGUUAUGCAUACUUUUCGCUGGGAGACCAUGCUUCUGCUGUGGAUUGUUACAAUGAAUGUAUUUCCGUUGCAUCACAAUGCAAUGAUGAUGUCACAAUGGCAAGAGCAUUUUGUAAUCUCGGGUUGGCAAAAAAGGACUUAGGAGAUUUGGAUGCAGCGCUGGAGUUUCAGAAAAAGUUUCUCGAGACUUCGCUUGAAAUACGGAGUGCAAGGGGUGUGUUUAAAGCGCUUGGUAAUAUUGGGGAUCUUUAUUUUGAAAGAAAAGAAUUAGAUGAUGCUGUCAAGUUUUACCAGCAACAGUUAGAAACUGCACAAGAGAAUAAAAACCCAGUGUUGACCGCGCAAGCAUGUGCAUCGCUUGCGAUUGCUCUGCGCUUAAUGGGAGAGAAAGAAAAAGCGGUGGAGAUUCAUAAAAAAGAGAUUGGUUUGUAUUCCAGUGUGAUCAAAGAUUCUAAAAAUGAGGAAGAAGCAAGAAAAAGGUUGAAUGUGACUCUCGCUGAAACUUUACAGAUUUGUGAUGAAGCUAAAAGUGGUGUGAAUAAGGAAGUUGCUAAGUCUGAAGCUGAAUGGGUGGCAGAAGCUCAAGCGUGGAGGAACCUUGGGAUCACAUACACCAACAUGAAUAAGAUGGAGCAAGCAUUAGAAUGUUUCACAAACCAGAUGUUAUCUUUGAGGAUGGUUUCAUCUGUGACGGUUUCUGUGGAAAAAGUUAAUUCAUUUUGCUAUUUAGGUGAUACCUGUCAUGCAAUGGAGAAAUACAAGGAGGCAAUCGGCCAUUUUAAAUAUGCAUUAACACUAGCAGAGAGUUUAAAGCAUCCUAAGCUUGAAAAUCAAGCUUGUAAAGGCUUAUUUAAGGCUUAUAAAAAGAAUGGGGAGUUUGAAUUUGCAAUUCAGUACUGUGAGCAAAGUUUGGUGUAUUGCCAAAAGCUGCGGGAUCAAAAAUGGCUGGCUUCCGUGUACGGAGAACUGGGCAAUCUUUAUUCGGAAGUUUGUGAGUAUGAUAAAGCUGUGGAAGCCUUAAUGCUUCAAGUGAAGGUGGGAACUGAGUUGGAAAGUAAUGAAAUACUGGCUGAUUCUGCUUCGGAUUUAGGUUUUAUUUAUUAUUCCACUGCAAACUAUGAGAAAGCCCUGGAGUUUCAUUAUUUAGAUUUAGAAAUUUCAAAAAAAAGUAAAAACCAAACUUGCCAAGGCAGGGCUCAUAAAAACCUGGCUCUAACUUACGAAGCAAACAAGAAUUAUGCAGCUUCCAUGUUUCAUUAUGAACAACAUCUGUUUAUUGCUGAGGAACAAAGUGAUACUCUUGCCAAGGUUGAAGCAUUACAUGGGAUAGGAAGGUGUCUUUUAAUGCAAGGAAAUGGAGACUUAUCUCGUGCUAUACUACUUCUACAGCAAUCUAUGCUCAUUGGAAGGGAAUUAAACAUUGAAUGUUUAAUUGCAUCAAUAGCUUGUGACCUUGGUAAAGCAUUGUGGGUCUCUAAUGGUUCAGAAACUGCUACUUCCUAUCUUAAUCAAGCAUUUAUUGCUGGAAAAACUGACUGCUUUAAUAUGUUGGCAAAUGAAGAGAAAAAUUCUGUGGUUUUUCGUGGGAAGAUUUUAAAAACAUACGAGAAACUGCUUCAGUAUGCAUCAGUGUUGUUGUGUAACUUGGUGGAGAAUAACCUAAACUCUGAAGCCUUUCAACUUGCAUGCGAAGUUUCUGCACUCCCUGAAAAAGUGUUUUCACACAAGAAUACUUCACCCCACACCAUAAGUAACUCACUGUUGUUGAAAUCAACACAAAGCAAUGAUGGUGGGAAUAAUUUAACAGCAUUUUUUACUGUUACUGCUGGGACGUUGUUCUAUUGGCUGCUUAAAGAUGGAAAUUUGUGUUUGUCUGGUCAUAAACCACUUUACACUGAAGAUGAUGAUAAUAUACUUGCAAAUUUGAUAUUUAAACUCAGGGAAAACGUUGGUGUUGAAAUUACAAGUGAUGGGAAAUCCCUGGAGGGAAAUAUGUCUAAAGAGAGUUCAUUAUACACUGAAUUGCUACAACUACAUUCAAAGUUCAAUAAUCAGUCGGGUUUUUUAAAAACUGGGAAAGGGUUGAUAUUUAACAGCACUGUAAGGGAUAUCAAGAAGUAUAAUUCUGCUAAGAAUCCAGCGUUCUUAUUGUAUGAAUUACUUUUCAGUGAUAUGGAAAAGGAAAUGACCUCAGCAGUUGAAAAAUCUCCAUUAGCUACAUUCACAUUGCAUAUAGAUGGAGACUUACUUCUCCUCCCAUUUCCACUUCUGAAAAAAAACAAUGGUGAUAAAUUUCUUUAUGAAAAGUUUCAGUUAACAGUGUUGCCAAUUUCUUCAACAAAAACACCUUCUUCAUCUGUUUUCCAAUGUUGCCCAGCUCGCGCUUUAGUAUCGGGAAACUCUGGACUAAAAAUUUCAAGACAUGAUUUUUCACCGGCUGCUGCAGAAGCUGAAACUUCUCUUGUGAGUGAAAUACUUAGAGUUGAGCCAUUAUUAGGAAAUAAUGCAACUCUACAAAAUGUACUGGAAAAACUAAACAGAGAACAAUAUGAAUGUAUUCACUUAGCUUGUCCAUUUUUUACCUUACCCUGUGGGGUGGUGAUGGAAAAAUCCAAAGUUUUGGAAAAAGACCAAACUACAGAAGAUGACCAGUUCGUACUAACAGAUAGAAAUAUACUGAAUGCAAAUCUGACCCAAACAAAACUAGUGGUGUUAGCAUCACCAUAUGGCCUUACCAUCAGUGCCAACAUAUCUAACUGGUCAGCAGCUGUAUUUACAAUCCUACGAACAUUCCUUACAGCUGGGACUAAAGCAAUUCUGUUACCAUUAUGGCCAGUGCCUGAAACAGCUUGCAAGUUGUUCUAUAAAACAUUUUACGGAUAUUUAAUAAAUGGUUGUGACUCUGGCAAGGCUCUGGUCCACUCCAUGAGUAGUUUACGAAACAGUGCACAGUUUCAGCACCCUUCCUUUUGGGCGGGGUUUGCUUUAUUUGGUCAACCUGCAAAAAUUUACCCUCAAGAUUUACCAACAACUUUUGCGCUCACUAAACUACUUCAAGGCAAUCCGUUACAUCUGAAAGACACAAUUAAGCUUUGCUCUCACAUGUUGGGGAAAGCACUGUCGGAAAAAGUUGCUUCCGGUUCCAGUUCCCCUGUCCCAAUAUACACAACACAGGAAAGUGUGGCUGCAAAGGUUCACAACACAGGGGGUUGGAGAGAGUUAUUUUCAGCUGCAGGUUUUCAACUGAGAAACAAGUUAGAAGAUCUUCCGGCUGCUGUUGUGUUUCCACAGUCACAACCACAUGUACAGGAAAGCAAUGAGAGGGUUUUAAAAACUUUGAAACCAUUUGCCAAUCUACCUUGCGCAAUACUUGAGACAUUGGGCCAACUCAUGUUGUCUCCAUAUACAUCACAAGCUAUUCUGUUGUGUAUGAAAGACUUGCUUGCAUCGGUGAAUAAUGGCUUGGCAAAGAACUUCAGUUUCAAUAGAAAGCUAUGGCAGACAGAUGGUUGUUCGCAAAUCUUUCAUUUGCUUGGGUACAAAGUGAUUUCAAUUGAGGAAGAUCAAGUAUUGCUUCACUGUGAUGAACAAUUAUCAAAAACAAAGUUACAAAACACAAUCCAAGCUUUAACUGUGUUGCAGUUGCACACAGAAAAAGUUGAAUCUGUCACUCCUUAAAAACUACUGUGGUUUGAAUUCUACUUAUUUGCAUAAUAUUUUUAAUCCUUUGUUUCUAUUUUAAUUGAUCAAAAUUUCUUCUUUUUUUCUUGCACUGUUUCAUUUUGUACCAUUUUGUUUAUUAUAUACCUCAAGGUGUCCUGUAAACCAUUGUUGCCUUAUAAAGCCAUUUUAUUAUAAAAUGGUGUCUUUUUGAGUUUAAAUAAAACUUGUUUA
Ciona intestinalis (vase tunicate) is the source of this 5783-nucleotide messenger RNA. RefSeq lists its product as uncharacterized. Gene Ontology annotation, cellular component: cell cortex. NCBI's taxonomy places the organism in Eukaryota, Metazoa, Chordata, Ascidiacea, Phlebobranchia, Cionidae. Gene Ontology annotation, biological process: establishment of mitotic spindle orientation. The record is from RefSeq and is a predicted model, not a curated record. Gene Ontology annotation, molecular function: G-protein alpha-subunit binding; GDP-dissociation inhibitor activity.